AUGUUGGUUCAGCUUCCUCGCUUGACUAGCUCUCUUAGAGACCCUUUCGACACCGAUCAGGCGUACCUUCGCCGGAAAGCGAUUCUCCAAACUCUUAAUAAGCCUCGCAGCUCCGGGAGUAGCCUUGAUGAAUCUGACCUUGCUAAAAGGAUAGUCCAUCAAUGGGAAGGAGCUUCUCCAGAAGUGCGUCAAGCAUACAAGCAGUUUACUGGAGCUGUAAUAGAGUUGAUUGACAGGGAAGUUCCAUCCGAUGAGUUUCGUGAGGUUGCUUUUGCCGCAUAUCGUCUGUUUGGCAAGCCAGUGGAGGAGGAUAGUGAUUUUAGUGAUAAAAGCAUUGUCGAGAAGAAGUUAGAGUUGCAAAAGCUUGUUGGGCAUGCUGUUUCAGAUGCUAAUGUAAAGAACGUGGCCUACUUAGCUCGGGCACUUUACUCAAUUCAGCCUACUCAUCAGUCCGAGACAUAUGCUGAUGAGGUUGAUGAUGGAGCUGAGUUUGGUGCCGACCUUGUUUUCAAUCUACCAGCUCGAUUUCUGGUAGAAGGAUCUCUUGGUGAAAGAGAAUUUCAGGAUGUGGAAAGCAAUGGCGUUCAUGCAUCAUUUUCUGAAGGAUGGAGUGGUGUCAGCGACACGACAAAUAAUCAAAUUGCAGGAAAAUUCGAUUUAAGUUGGCUUAGAGAUGCAUGCGGGCAGCUGGUUAGAGAAAGCAAUUCACAACUUUCCCGUGAUGAACUGGCUAUGGCUAUAUGCAGGUUUCUGGAUUCGGAUAAGCCUGGUGAAGAGAUAGCUGGAGAUUUGCUGGACCUUGUUGGGGAUAGUGCAUUUGAGACUGUUCAAGACCUUAUUGUGCAUCGGAAGGAGAUUGUUGAUGCGAUCCAUCAUGGUCAGAUGAUUCUCAAGUCAGACAAGACAGCUUCCAACACCCAACCUCGGAUGCCUUCCUAUGGCACACAGGUUACUGUUCAAACAGAGUCUGCAAAGCAAAUUGAGAAACUUAGGCGUAAAGAGGAAAAGAAAAAUAAACGGAGUGCCGAACUUGGUUUAGAGAGCGAAAUAUCAGAGACCAAUUUUUCUUAUUUACUUGAGGCAAGUGAGAAGAAAACUGGAUUUGAGGAUUUGAUCGGUUCAGGAGAAGCCAAUUCUCUUGCAUUGGCUCUUCCCCAAGGUACUGUAAGGAAGCGCUUAAAAGGAUAUGAGGAAGUUUUUAUCCCGCCAACCCCUACCGCGCAAAUGAAACCUGGCGAGAGGCUGAUUGAGAUAAAAGAAUUAGAUGACUUUGCUCAAGCUGCUUUUCAUGGUUACAAAUCUUUGAACCGUAUUCAGAGUCGAAUAUUUCAGACAGUUUACCACACCAAUGAGAAUAUAUUGGUCUGUGCUCCAACAGGAGCUGGAAAAACAAAUAUAGCAAUGAUUUCUGUUUUACAUGAGAUUAAACAACACUUUAGGGAUGGCUACUUGCACAAAAACGAGUUUAAGAUUGUUUAUGUAGCUCCUAUGAAGGCGUUAGCGGCAGAGGUCGCAUCAGCUUUUAGCCGUCGUCUAGCUCCAUUAAAUAUGAUUGUGAAGGAGCUUACAGGUGAUAUGCAACUCAGCAAGACUGAACUUGAAGAAACUCAGAUGAUAGUGACAACACCAGAGAAAUGGGAUGUCAUUACUCGCAAAAGCAGUGACAUGUCAUUGUCAAUGCUUGUAAAACUCUUGAUCAUUGAUGAAGUGCAUCUUCUGAAUGAUGAUAGAGGUGCAGUGAUAGAGGCACUAGUUGCUCGGACCCUCCGUCAGGUGGAGUCAACACAGACAAUGAUAAGAAUUGUCGGCCUGUCAGCCACUUUACCUAGCUACAUACAGGUUGCUCAGUUUCUACGAGUGAAUCCAGACACUGGCCUUUUCUAUUUUGAUUCGAGUUAUCGCCCAGUUCCCUUGGCUCAGCAGUAUAUAGGCAUUACCGAGAAUAACUUUGCUGCCAGAAAUGAAUUGUUAAAUGAGAUAUGCUACAAAAAGGUUGUUGAUUCAAUUAGACAAGGUCAUCAAGCAAUGAUUUUUGUUCAUUCCCGAAAAGACACUUCAAAAACAGCUGAGAAACUGGUUGAGCUUGCCCAGAAAUAUGAAACUCAGGAUUUGUUCAUGAAUGAGACUCAUCCUCAAUUUUUUAUGAUGAAGAAAGAUGUCAUGAAGUCCAGAAAUAAGGAUCUUGUCAGACUCUUUGAAGCUGGCUUUGGUGUUCAUCAUGCUGGGAUGUUGCGACCUGAUAGAACACUUACGGAGAGGCUGUUUUCUGAUGGACUCUUGAAGGUGCUUGUUUGCACUGCAACUCUUGCUUGGGGUGUAAAUCUGCCUGCACAUACAGUCGUAAUUAAGGGAACACAAUUGUAUGAUGCCAAGGCUGGUGGGUGGAAAGACUUGGGAAUGCUUGAUGUCAUGCAGAUCUUUGGAAGGGCUGGGAGACCGCAGUUUGACAAGAGUGGUGAAGGAAUUAUCAUCACAUCCCAUGACAAGCUGGCAUACUAUCUUCGGCUGCUGACAAGUCAGCUUCCCAUAGAAAGUCAGUUCAUAAGCUCCUUGAAAGACAAUUUAAACGCAGAAGUGGUGUUGGGAACUGUGACUAAUGUUAAGGAAGCCUGUGCUUGGCUUGGAUAUACAUAUUUAUCAAUUCGGAUGAAGUUAAAUCCUUUGGCUUAUGGCGUUGGAUGGGACGAGAUAAUUGCCGAUCCUUCUUUAACAUUGAAGCAACGAGCUCUUGUGGCUGAUGCUGCACGUUCACUGGACAAAGCUAAGAUGAUGAGGUUCGAUGAAAAAAGUGGAAACUUUUACUGUACCGAGCUUGGACGGGUUGCAAGUCACUUCUAUAUUCAAUAUUCUAGUGUUGAAACAUACAAUGAAAUGUUGAAGCGGCACAUGAAUGAAAGCGAGAUAAUUAAUAUGGUUGCCCAUUCUUCUGAAUUUGAAAAUAUUGUGGUAAGAGAAGAAGAGCAGCAUGAACUUGAGACUCUUGCACGCUCUUGCUGUCCCUUAGAAGUUAAGGGAGGCCCUUCUAACAAACAUGGAAAAAUUUCAAUUCUCAUUCAGUUGUACAUAUCCCGUGGGUCAAUUGAUUCAUUUUCUCUGAUCUCUGAUGCUUCAUAUAUUAGUGCUAGUUUAGCACGUAUAAUGCGUGCUCUGUUUGAGACAUGCUUGCGAAAAGGCUGGUGUGAGAUGACUUUAUUUAUGUUGGAAUACUGCAAGGCAGUUGAUCGUCAACUAUGGCCUCAUCAACAUCCUCUUCGGCAAUUCGAUAGGGAUCUACCUUUUGAUACAUUGAGAAAACUUGAAGAGCGAGGGGCUGACUUAGACCGUUUGUAUGAGAUGGAGGAAAAAGACAUUGGAGCGCUGAUUCGUUACAAUCCUGGGGGAAGGUUGGUCAAGCAACAUCUAGGAUAUUUUCCUUCCAUUCAGUUGGCAGCUACUGUUAGUCCAAUCACCCGCACUGUAUUGAAGGUGGAUUUGCUUAUAACUCCAGAUUUCGUAUGGAAGGAUCGUUUUCAUGGUGCUGCUCUUCGUUGGUGGAUUCUCAUUGAGGACACAGAGAAUGAUUAUAUCUACCACUCAGAUCUUUUCACACUAACAAAGCGGAUGGCUAGAGGGGAACCGCAGAAGCUUUCUUUUACCGUGCCUAUAUUUGAACCACAUCCACCGCAAUACUAUGUUCAUGCUGUUUCUGAUUCUUGGUUGCAUGCAGAGUCUUUCUUCACAAUCUCUUUCCACAAUCUUGCACUACCAGAGGCACGAACGUCUCACACAGAGCUUCUAGACUUGAAACCUCUUCCUGUGACAUCUCUUGGGAAUAGGUUGUAUGAAUCGCUUUACAAAUUUUCACAUUUCAAUCCAAUACAGACUCAGAUAUUUCAUGUGUUAUAUCACACAGACAACAAUGUUCUUGUUGGAGCACCAACUGGAAGUGGGAAAACUAUAUCUGCUGAACUUGCAAUGUUGCGUCUCUUCAGUACCCAGCCUGAUAUGAAGGUUGUUUACAUAGCACCACUAAAGGCUAUUGUUCGAGAAAGAAUGAACGAUUGGAAAAAGCAUCUUGUUGCUCCACUUGGAAAAAAAAUGGUUGAAAUGACUGGAGAUUACACUCCAGAUUUAGUAGCUCUCUUGUCCGCAGAUAUCAUCAUAUCAACCCCUGAAAAAUGGGAUGGCAUUAGUCGUAAUUGGCAUACUCGAAGUUAUGUCAAAAAGGUCGGCCUUGUAGUUUUGGAUGAGAUUCACUUGCUAGGAGCUGACAGAGGACCCAUCCUUGAGGUUAUUGUGUCUAGAAUGAGAUACAUAUCAUCACAGACAGAGCGCUCCGUCCGAUUUGUUGGUCUUUCUACAGCUCUGGCAAAUGCAGGUGAUUUGGCUGACUGGUUGGGUGUUGGGGAGAUCGGACUUUUCAAUUUUAAACCAAGUGUCAGACCUGUACCAAUUGAAGUUCAUAUUCAGGGUUAUCCAGGAAAGUAUUACUGCCCAAGGAUGAAUAGCAUGAACAAGCCAGCAUAUGCAGCCAUAUGUACCCAUUCACCUACAAAACCUGUUCUUAUCUUUGUUUCAUCUCGUAGACAGACAAGGCUUACCGCACUGGAUCUUAUUCAGUUUGCGGCCUCAGACGAACAUCCGCGACAGUUUCUGAGUGUGUCAGAGGAAGACUUGCAGAUGGUCCUCUCUCAGAUCACUGACCAGAACCUCCGACAUACAUUGCAAUUUGGCAUUGGAUUGCAUCAUGCAGGUUUGAAUGACCACGAUAGAUCUACAGUGGAAGAGCUUUUCACAAACAACAAGAUUCAGGUUUUGGUCUCAACGAGUACAUUGGCAUGGGGAGUGAACCUACCAGCUCAUUUAGUUAUCAUAAAGGGAACAGAAUAUUUCGAUGGAAAAACCAAAAGAUAUGUUGACUUUCCUCUUACUGAGAUCCUGCAAAUGAUGGGUCGUGCAGGACGUCCACAGUUUGAUCAACAUGGGAAAGCGGUUAUUCUUGUACAUGAACCUAAAAAAAGCUUUUACAAAAAGUUCUUGUACGAACCAUUCCCAGUAGAAAGUAGCCUAAAAGAGAAGUUGCACGAUCACUUCAACGCAGAAAUAGUCUCUGGGACAAUCGGCAAUAAAGAAGACGCAGUGCAUUAUCUUACAUGGACGUAUUUGUUUCGUAGAUUAAUGGCUAAUCCUGCUUACUAUGGGCUAGAAGGUACUCAAGAUGAAACAGUGUGUUCCUACUUAUCAAGAUUGGUGCAAAACACGUUUGAUGAUCUUGAAGACAGUGGAUGCCUCAAAGUAACAGAAGAUAGUGUGGAGCCUAUGAUGCUGGGUACAAUAGCAUCACAGUAUUACCUUUGCUACAUGACCGUGUCUAUGUUUGGCUCUAAUAUAGGCCCCGACACUUCGCUCGAAGCAUUUUUGCAUAUAUUGGCGGGAGCGUCUGAGUAUGAUGAACUUCCUGUGCGACAUAAUGAGGAAAAUUACAACAAAACCCUGUCAGAGAAAGUUCGUUAUCCCGUGGAUAACAACCAUCUAGAUGAUCCUCAUGUGAAGGCGAAUCUGCUCUUCCAGGCACAUUUUUCGCAGUUGGCACUUCCAAUCAGUGAUUAUAACACGGAUUUAAAGUCAGUGCUGGACCAAAGCAUUCGGAUCCUCCAGGCCAUGAUUGAUAUCUGCGCAAACAGCGGAUGGCUUUCAAGCUCGCUGACGUGCAUGCGUCUUUUGCAAAUGGUCAUGCAGGGCAUGUGGUCAGAUCAAGAUUCAUCAUUAUGGAUGAUCCCGUGCAUGAAUGAUGAUCUUCUAGGAUCUCUGACCGCAAGAGGAAUCCACACGCUGCAUCAGCUAUUAAAUCUUCCAAGGGACACUCUACAAAGUGUAACCGGAAAUUUCCCUGCAUCAAGAUUAUCUCAGGAUCUCCAACGAUUUCCGCGGAUCCAAAUGAAUGUGAGACUUCAAAGGAAGGAAUCUGGUGGCAAGGAAAAGACUUCGAUGCUGGAAAUCAGAUUGGAGAAGACAUCAAAGAGGAGCUCGAGAGCGUUAGCCCCUCGAUUCCCAAAGGUGAAAGACGAAGCGUGGUGGUUGGUUCUGGGUGACACUUCAACUUCCGAACUCUUUGCCGUGAAGAGAGUAUCAUUCACUGGUCGUCUGAUCACACGCAUGGAGUUACCUCCCAACAUAACCUCUCUUAAGGAUACGAAACUAAUCUUAGUUUCGGAUUGUUAUUUGGGGUUUGAGCAAGAACACUCCAUUGAACAACUUGGACGACGCUCAUGA
This is a messenger RNA of Arabis nemorensis, 6252 nucleotides long. NCBI's taxonomy places the organism in Eukaryota, Viridiplantae, Streptophyta, Magnoliopsida, Brassicales, Brassicaceae. The record is from the annotation of a GenBank genome assembly.